CGGCAUCACCAUUCCACACCAAACUUCCACCAGCAGCGAAGCAAAAGACGAGCUGCACCUCCACCUCACCAACAAACUCCAUUUCCCCAGCAGGUACGCUUGUCAAAGAAAGCUUCACCACCAGACUCCAAAAGCACCCGAGCCGGCCGGCGCGCGCACGCCGAAGAACAGCAGCUACGUACCUAGCUAGCUGGCCAUGGAGGUGGAGGCGUUCCCCAUAGGGUUCACGAAGGGCAUCCGCUCGCACUGGCGCCGCCGCAAGUACCAGCGCCUGGAGGCCGGCGAGGGCGGCAGCAGGACCAAGGGCACGCAGCGCCUCGGCGGCGGCGCACGGCGUUACGGCGGUUGGCGCCUGCGGCUUCGGGGGCUAAUCCUGCGCCGCGUGCGCGUGGUUCGAGCCGUUGUCGCGGCGCCCGCGCGGCUGCUGGGGUGGCUACGGGACGCGUACGUGGGCGGCAUGCUGACGGUGGCCAGGAAGGCGGCGAUCACGGCGCUGCCCAGCGAAGGGGUGUGGACGAAGCGCGUGCCGCGACGGAAGCACCAGAAGCUGUUGCUGCCUGGGGUUGCGGCGGCGGCGCCACAGAGCCCAUCGGAGUUCGAGAAGCGGCUGGUCAUGGAGAUCUACAAGUCCAUCGUCGCCUCCAAGGAGCUCACCACCAUGCUCCACUCCUCCGCCAUGCUCCACUCCUCCGCCGCGCACCUCACCACGAACACAGCAGCAGCCUAGCAACUUGAUGUAACAUCCGUCACUGACCGGCGGCCCAAGAAGCUGAGAAGGCCGGUCAAGCACGUGUGGUCGAUGCAGGUCUUCGCUAGGCUUGGCUUGAUGGUUCAGCCGGCUCCUCUAGCUCGGUACAAGGGGGAUAAGUCAUCAUGGAAGAUCAAGGUCCCGCUAAAGCUCAAAGUUUUUAAGCGUUUGUGAUGGCUGAUGGUGAUGUAACCACUGAUCCGAUUGUUAUGCGGAAACAGACAACAUAUUUUUUUUCAGAAAUUUGUACACUGAUGACCAAUCUACCAGUAGCUCCGGAAAUCAUUACCAAUUUGUUCCAGCAAAAA
Molecule: messenger RNA, 1056 nt
Organism: Lolium perenne
Lineage: Eukaryota; Viridiplantae; Streptophyta; Magnoliopsida; Poales; Poaceae
Source: RefSeq, a predicted model, not a curated record